AUGGCCGACGGCUGCACAGCAACUGCACCGACCGAGACGGUGAUCCCUCUGUGCUCAAAACCGGAGCUGUUAACACGGGUGUCCCUGAGGGCUCUCAAGCCCCCACGAAACGACUCUGGAACAAGUAAGCUGACAGGAGAGGACCAUAACAGCCAGCACUUCCUCCACAUGCCCAUGCCAAAGCUGCAACCCCAGAAGCGCACUGUGCAAGCAAGCCUCACUAACGACCAGGGCUGGAAGAACAAACAGGACAAUCAACUUAACCCACAGACCGCAUGGUGCUACAGCCCUCGACAGCACAUCAAGGCUAACAAGGCAAGGCAAACAUACCCAGCAACUGGGAUGACACGGCGGGACAUUAGGACCCAGUGGAACUCAUGGGGUUAUCUCAAGGGACUCUCCCCACGCCUGGACAUGGAACACGACCCCAGUGCCUCCUGCUUUGCGCUGGGAUGGAGCUGGCAGAGACUCCAGCCAUCCACAAUUUACUCCAAACCAGCCUGCACUGAGGCGACACAGAAACCAGCAUACCCGAGCAGCCAUCACCAAACCCUCUACAAUGGCGGUCACCAGCCCCCGGAUGAACAAGAGAGGCAAGCGCAACAAGCUACAGCGAAAACGCAAGAGAUCACAGCAAGCAACCCAAUGCACAACAUGAAGGGACUGUGCCCUAAAGCCUGCUCUGAUUGA
Messenger RNA from Pelobates cultripes (western spadefoot toad), 690 nucleotides. Lineage: Eukaryota; Metazoa; Chordata; Amphibia; Anura; Pelobatidae. The record is from the annotation of a GenBank genome assembly.